AUGGAUCAAACUACUAAACAGCCAUCGGUGGAAGGGUUUGAACACGUGAGCAAUAUUGACGCUUCACAAGAGAUAGAUGACAACAUGGAAAAACACGGUCAUUCCCAGGCGGCACCGGCGCCCACGAAUGUCGCCAUCUCAGCUUCCAGCUCCUAUCUCCUUAAGCCACGCUUUAUCGGAUGUCUUGUUGGUUUCCUUCUCGGAGGCAUGUGUGGGAUGGGGAGCUAUGCCAUCAUUGCACCAUUUCUCACCUACGUCAACAACGACCUGGGACCCGACCCCAACUACUUCUGGAUCACUAUUUGCUUCACUGUCAUCCAAGCUGUGGGUUUGACUUUUGUUGGGCGAAUUUCCGACAUCUUUGGGCGGCGUUGGACCUUUGUUGGAGGCUCUGCCAUCUCGUUGAUCGGGUACAUCGUCUGUGUGACCGCACAAUCCGUGUCCGCAUUGAUAGCUGGCAUGUGUCUUUGCUCAGCUGGCGGUACGACCCAGACCAGUUUCUAUUCGGCCCUCGGCGAACUGGUGCCGUUGAAGCACCGGUUCUUGGUCAACGGAAUCAUUUACUUUGGAGGAUUUCCCAUCUCCAUUUUCGGACCGGCGAUCACGGCUGCAAGCAUUCUCUAUACGCCACCGGGCUGGCGGGUAAUGUUCUAUGUCAUGUUGGCAUCCAACGCUGUAUCCCUGCUGUGCCUGUACCUGUUCUACAAACCUCCAACAUUCCGCGAGAAACAUGAGCGAGACACCCUUGGAUUCUUCGUCAAAAACUUUGACUAUGUCGGCUCCGUCCUGUUUGCGGGCGGCCUCGUCAUCUUUCUCAUCGGAAUCUGUUGGGGGGGUUCGGUCUACCCCUGGAAAUCGGCACAUGUUAUUGCGACCAUCGUGGUGGGUGGCUUGACUCUGGUGGCUUUCGUCGUUUGGGAGUGCACUGCGUCAUUGACAGAACCACUGGUCCCCAUGAGGCUCUUCCGCAAGACCACAUACACGGCAUGCGUUUUGUCAGCAUCGCUGGGAGCGUCCCAGUACUACGCUCUGAACAUCAUCUGGCCGAUAAUGGUGACUAUGGUGUUCCGGCCGGCAGAUUUUAUGACUCGAGCAUGGCUUUUCACCGUGGUUGGUGGUGGCUUUGCCGGUGGCCUCAUGAUUUCAUCUGCCUUUAUUAGGUGGCUGACGCAUACCAAAAUCCAGGUACUGGUGGCCAUGUUUGUGGGCGCCCUGUUCUACGCCUUGAUUGCCACUUGCUCGCCCGAAGAUGAGGCUCGUGCACUGGUCUUUGCGCUCUUGGGCUCCAUCAGUGUGGCAUGGAACGAGGCUGUGACGUUCACCAUGUCGACAAUUGAAGUCGACGACCAACAGGACAUUGGUGUCGCAUUUGGGGUGGCAGGCUCCGUGCGCGGACUCGUGGGAGCCUUGGCGUCGACCAUCUUCGUUGCCAUUGUCACGAAUCGGCUCACUGAGGAGGUUUCUGGACGAGUACCAGUCGCUCUCGUCACAGCAGGUCUCCCGGCAAGCAGCAUUCCCGACUGGCUGGUGGGUUAUUCUGCCGAACAGCUCGACUCUGUCCCCGGCACUAAUGCGACCAUCAACGCGAUCGGUACCGACGCCUACAAGCUGGCGGCCAUGUCUGCCUUCAGGACCAUCUUCUUCGUAACUCUAGUCUUCAGUGGGUCGGGUUUGAUCUGCAACUUCUUCGUUCCUAAUGUGGACGACAAAAUGACCAAUGUUGUGGUGGCUCCACUUCACAGUGUAUCGUACGAGAAGACUGCGUCAAGCGGUGAAGAGAAAUCAGGAGAAGAAACAGACUGA
Messenger RNA from Fonsecaea nubica, 1803 nucleotides. RefSeq lists its product as hypothetical. Gene Ontology annotation, biological process: transmembrane transport. Lineage: Eukaryota; Fungi; Ascomycota; Eurotiomycetes; Chaetothyriales; Herpotrichiellaceae. The transcript has 2 exons. Gene Ontology annotation, cellular component: membrane. Bases 1 to 1803 code for a protein of 600 amino acids. The record is from RefSeq and is a predicted model, not a curated record. Gene Ontology annotation, molecular function: transmembrane transporter activity.